Molecule: messenger RNA, 2046 nt
Organism: Rotaria sp. Silwood1
Lineage: Eukaryota; Metazoa; Rotifera; Eurotatoria; Philodinida; Philodinidae
Source: the annotation of a GenBank genome assembly
AUGUCAAGUGAUAUCUCCAAUAUCUUAAUUGCAUGUCUUGAUGUCGAUUCUUCAUUAAUAUCAUCAGAUUCAUCGUACUUAGUGGAAUUAUUUGAUGAUGAAUGUGUUUGUAUCACUGAUCUGCUAUCUAUAACUGAUAGAUAUGUUUAUUUCAUUGUAUCAAGUUCAGUUGGUAAAUAUAUUGUUCCAUUAAUUUAUCAACAUCGAUGUGUCGAACAAAUAUAUAUAUAUUGUCCAGAUGAUAAUCAAUCAGAUCCUUCAUGGACGACUCAUUUUCCAAAAAUUAAAGAUUGUUGGACUGAUUAUAGUAUACUUGUUUCUCAAAUAUAUAAAGAUAUCAAAUCGAUCCUUUCGCGAUCAUCACUCUGGUCAAAUGAAGAACUAAUUGAUAGAUGUUACACUCAAACUUUAAUUAAACCAUCGAAUUGGUCGUCUGUUUCGUUAGAUUUAUCAAAUGUGCAAAAAUAUUCAAUCUCAAAUAAACAAAUUCGUAUCAUUGUUUUGCAUUGCGACAAUUAUGCAUUGUUUCAUACAGACAGUCAACGUUUCCAUCUUUCAGAAUUUCUCAAUGUCGUCAAAUGUGUAGAAUAUCUUGAAACAACUGAUAUUAGAUCUGUAUUUUUGAUUAUUUCUGGCGAAAUCAAGAGCAUCAUGCGUGAUCUGAGAAAAAUUACGGUAUCAAGACAAAUUUAUGCAAUCUAUUUAUUUGUACCGUCUAUCGAUCAACAAAAACUGGACAAGACUCUAUGUAGUUAUAAAGAAAUCGGCAGAUUAUUCGAUAAUCUCCAAUUCCUACUCACGUGUUUAACUGCCGACAUCAAAUUUUACUUGGAAAAACCACUUUAUAUACCUAUAGUAUCGAUAUUUGCUUCACAAAAUAAAAUAGAAGAUAAUGAUGAAUUGUGUCUUACAGGUAAACAAACAAAGUUUGCUGCGUUUCAAUUAUUUGUAAAUACUUUACAUGAAGCGCCUGCUUCUAUUUGUCGCGAUCAAAAACUGUGCGAUCGUUGUUUCACUUUGGUAGAAAAUGAAUCAGACAGUGAAAAUGCUCUAGAAAUUCUAAAAGUUCAGCCAAAUAAAAUCUUCGAUUGGUUCAUAAAUGUUCCGUUCUUGUCUGUUAUCAUAAAUAGUUUCUUACAAGAACAAUUUCCUCAAAAUCUUCUUGAUAUCCAACAACUGCUGAAGACUAUUGAUCAAUGUUUUGCUGAAUUGUCUCCGACGACUUCGUCUGCUGUUGUCUAUAGAGUUCAAUUUUUAUGCGAGAAAGACUUAAAAACAAUCACUGAAAAUGUUAAAGAACUGGUUGCUUUUCAUACAUAUCUGUUGACUACAAAAGAUGUAUUGACGGCGAGAACAAUUGCACGGCAAGCUGCUGAUCGUGGAUUGUUGGUUAUCAUAUUUCAAAUUGAAAUUUCUGCACAGACACGUGUACUAGCACUGAACAAUAAUCGGUUAAUGUUUCCAUUUGGCAGUAUCUUUUCUAUUCGAUCUGUCGAUUUAGCACCUGAUGGUGUCUGGUAUGCUCAAUUAAAAUAUGAUGAUUCGUAUUUUCAAUCAAUUCAAGCACGAUUACAGCUGCAAAUGGGUGAACAACUCACUUGGUUAACACUCGGCAACUAUCUGUGCGCUCUGAAUCACUUCAAUGAAGCUAAAUCGUACUAUGAUUAUCUAAUAAGUGCACUGCCCAAAAAUCAUCAGGCACUUCCAUCAAUUUAUAACAAUAUGGGAUUAAUGUUUGCAGGAUCAGGUGAUGAUAAAAAAGCAGCAACAUAUUACGAGAUCGCCAUGAAUUUACUUGAUAAGAUGCCUCCAAAUACAGAUCAGAAUUCACAAGGUGUUUGUUUGAGAACUUUAUCUCAAGCAAUCGAAGAUAUAACGGCUGUUGAUUAUUGCAUAUUGUAUGAUAAAAUGGCUGAGGUGUAUCUUCGUCAAUUGAAAGUUGAAGAAGCUCUGAAAUGUUAUCGAAAGGCACUUGAAUUAGCAACUAAUCCUUUAUCGCGUGUUCAUUUUGAACAAAAGAUUAAAAAUAUUCUUGCUUCUAUAUAA